Messenger RNA from Durio zibethinus, 1774 nucleotides. NCBI's taxonomy places the organism in Eukaryota, Viridiplantae, Streptophyta, Magnoliopsida, Malvales, Malvaceae. The record is from RefSeq and is a predicted model, not a curated record.
GAAGAAAACGAAAACAAUUUGAUUUUGAAAAAAAAAAAGAAAAAGAGAGAAAUGGAGAGUCUGAGCAGCAACAAAGCGAGCUCAUUGCCAUCGUCGAGAACGAAAAGAAAGAAGCAGAAGAUUUGUCUAGCCGACUACAUCGAUUUCCUUUCCUCUCACAGACAACUCCCUCUCACCGUCAAUUUCCUCAACCAGAUUAUCUCCAUUCACGGUUUCAAGAAAUUGAUCAAGGUUCCCAAGAAAGCGGUGAGGGAUGCGGUGGAGACGCUGGAUCUGAUGGAUCCAUCUCGUUCCACGCUGAAAUCGAGCAUAUCAUCGAGCGCAUGGCUGACAGAGGAGGAGAUAAUCGGAGACCUCUGCCGUCUGGAAUGGCAAGAGUGCUGCGUUACCUCCAUCCAAGCCCUAAACUCGUCAACCGAACAACAAUCCAUCCCCAAAGCCAAAGCCAAAAGGAAGAGAAGAGCGCGCGUCUCUAUUGCCGAAGGCGCUGACUCUUUGUCCUCCGCUUUAGUUUCCUUUCAAUCAUCUUGAGAUUUGAGUUUCAUUGGUAUGUAUUCCAACUGUCUUUCUGUUUCAACAUAUUUGUAAUUUCUUCUCUGAUUGAUUGUUAACCUGUUUUUUAGGCGGGAGAAUAACGGUAGACCUGUGAUUUUGGAGAAGUUAGAAGGGUGUUUUUGGAGUUUCACGGGUUGUUGAAAAAAUGUAAUUAGCAAAAUGUUUUUGUUUAUUUUGUUGUAAUCGCAGAUUUUCCAUUAAAUGCUCUAUUAUUGGAUUAGAUUAGACUAAGUAAUGUUAGAAUGUAAGUCGUCGGUGUUUGUUCUUUGGUCUGAUCCAAAGCCAACAUCCAAAUUCCGUUGGCUAUGACAAACUGAUCACUACUAAAACAUAAAAAUUCUUAUGCACUUAAUUUUUGAAAAACUAAUUGUUUAAUUUUAUUUUCACAGGAAGAAACUAUUCAUAGAAAGCUUCUUUUACUUGAUAACCUAAGACAUGGUCCUAAAUAGGCAAAAAAUGCUUUGUCAUAUUAUUUCAUAUAUCAUGCUUCAAAAUCUUAAUAAGCUUAUGUGAGUGUGAAUUACAAACACUCUUUAUAAAUAUUCAUGACAUAGAUUUAAGCAUUUAUGCAUUUAUAUCAUAUUUAUUAUUUCAUAGUUUUAAUUCAUUGUUACUGUCAUGAUUAGGCGCUUAAGAAAACAUUAAAGUAUCUUAUUUAGUAAUGGAAUUUUGUUUCUUAUGAAAAUAUUUAGAAGGUGGCACAAACAAUUUAAGGAAAAUAGAAAGUUGUAAGCCAAGAAAUAGUAGGAAAGAUAGAAACUCAGACUACACUUUAUAUCUCAUGAAACUAAUUGUGGUCAGUUUAGGUAAUGUUACAUAAACAAGGCUUGAUUAAAAAUGGAUAAGGUUAAUCUACCAUUUAGAAAGAAAAUAUCUAGCAUGUUGAACAUAUUAAAAGACAUUCCUCGGAUAAUGACUAAUCCAAAAAGGUUAGCAUGAAGAUACUUCAAAAGCCAACAAAAACCAAGCAAUUCUUUUUGAAUUCCAAUUGCUGAUAAUAAAUAAAAUCCGCCACAAACAUAUUGAUCAUGACUUUAAUAAGUAAUUGGUCAUUGACCUAUGGUUUAUUUUCCAUUCAUUAAAACACAAGGAAGCUUCAAAUAAUUAUUACUCUGCUUUUGGCUAUAUGAUUAAGUUCCAGUCAUUAUCAAACCAUUACUAUGAGCUAUAUGCUAAUAGAGCAUGAUCAAAUACAUGAACAAAAUGAAAUCAUGGUAGC